CCGCUGACGUAAACGCCAACAUUGCAACAUUUUCUCUUGUAAAGGCGGUAUUUCUCUCCUCGAAGUCGCACUUUGAUCGUAUCUUCCGCCAUCUUAAGAGACUUGGCGCUGAUUCUUCGGUGAUGGUCCACCAUUCGCAGUCCGUAGUCGCCCCAAAUAACAGUCGUGCCCUUCGUUGAUCCUCCAGUCGCUACUCGGGGUCGGCCCUUGGCCAUUUUCUUUUUUCGGUUCAGACUGGGUUCGAGCCAUGUGCCCAUCAUGGCGGGGCUUGUGGAAAAGGCUCUGCCAUUCUGAAGCAGCUGGGCGGCGCCGAGGACCUUGGAUUGGCGCUGGACGGGGGCCCUCAGUUGUCGCAAAGGCGUGGAUGCGGAGAUUCUCAGUCCCUGGAAGGCAUUCAGCAAUGCCGCAGCGCCAUUGGACCUCAUGGCGUCGGGUUUGGCCGCUGAUUCAGGCUUGUCUGGAGAUUGUCGCACCGCUGGGGCCUCGAUAUCUUGAAAAGAAUCCCAAGGCGGCAAGCGUCAAAAUCGCCGGCGCAAAGCGGGGCCUGAGAUGUCAGGCCAAACAUUUUCUGCUAAUUAAGCUCAGGUCACGCACCUCGCGUCAGCUUCGCGUUGCGCCGCAGCACGUCACUGGAAUAAUUUCUAGGCUGCUCCUUCACUCUGCACGCCGCUAAAACCUGCGAUCAGUCAGGCAACAGCGCCCAGACUGUGCCAAAAGAGGGCCUUUGUAGGGCUAUAUUUUGUUCUUCUUCUUUGCCAUCUCAUUUUUCUUUCUUCGUUUUCUUUUUUUUUUUUCCCGAGCAAGAAGACACAAUGCCUGAUAUUCGAUCCUUCUUCACCCCAAAGGGUGGUGCGGCCCCCCCAAAGACCGCGGCCGCCAAACCAGAGCCACCAGCGGCCAAAGGCAAGCGAGGAAAGAGCCGGAAAGUUGUUGAAGACAGCGAGGAUGAAGCUGCAGAAGAAACAGAGCCUAAAGGGGUGGCCAUAUCUGCCGAUGAUUAUUUUGCUUCUUCCAAAGACUCCAAAGCGGCCAAAGCAUCUCCAACACCCAAGAAAAGCGCCGCCAAAUCCACGGUCGAAAUUGACGUUCCUGUUCGAUCUAGUCCGCGAAAGAAACCCACAGCAACGGCAGCUGCACCGGAGGAAGACGAGGACGAAGACGUAGCCCCUCGGUCCAAAAGAGCCAGGACCUCGUAUAAACCGGCCCCCGUUCACGAUGAUGGGGAUGCACAUAUGGAAGAUGGCGAUGAGGAUGCUGAUGAUAUAUUCGCUGCUGACGCCAAGGGCCGCAAAAAGGGUGGAAAUGACGAAUAUGAAACGGAAGAAUCCGAAGACGAAGUUGUCCCAAAAUCCAAAGCACGAGGGCGAGCUGCUGCCUCUGGAAAGAAUUCUGCAGACAAACCGACGUCCAAGGCCGCACCGGCCGGAAAGAAGCGAAAGUCCCCGGAGCAGGAAUCGGACGAAGAGGAAGAAGAAAAGCUACCUCGGAAAAAACCUGCAGCGAGCAAACCACGCGCACCCAGAGCGAAGAAAGCAGAAGAGCCCGAGGACGAGGAUAUCCAGAACAUCUUAAAUAGUGUGGCUACUGUAAGAGCGCCGACACCACCACCUAAAGAUCCCAACGUGAAAUUCGAUUGGAGAAAGGCCGCCGCUAGUGGCGGUAAUGCUUCUACACAACCCGCUCAGCCUGCUGGCGAGCUUCCGGAAGGCGAGGAAGAGUGUCUCAGUGGAUUGACCUUCGUCUUCACCGGUGUGUUGCAAACUAUUGGCCGCGAUGAAGGCCAGGCACUGGUGAAGCGAUAUGGCGGCAAAGUUACUGGGCAGCCCAGUAGCAAAACCAGUUUCGUCGUUCUCGGAGACGAUGCUGGACCCAGCAAGUUAGCCAAGAUCAAAGCAAAUGGUAUCAAGACCAUUGAUGAGCAUGGCCUUUUCGAUCUGAUUCGCAAACUUCCGGCAUAUGGUGGUACCGGCAAGGGCGCUCAAAAAGCACAAGAGAAGAAGAAGGCAGAGGAAGAAAAGGUGAAGCAACAGAUUGCGGAAAUGGAGGCGGAAGAGAAAGCAAAGAAGCUUGAAGCAGAGCAAGCAGCAAAGAAGAAGGCCGCAGCUCAAGGAUCAACGAGCAGCGCCGCGGCUCAACCUGUACGAGCACCCGAUUUGCUUCUCACUUCCAAAUAUGCGCCGACACAGCUCAACCAAAUAUGCGGCAACAAGGCGCAGGUAGAAAAGAUUCAAAACUGGCUUCGAAACUGGCCAAAGUCGAAAAAGUACAAUUUCCAGCGGCGUGGAGCAGAUGGUAUGGGAGGCGAGCGAGCUAUCAUUAUAUCUGGCCCUCCUGGUAUUGGAAAAACCACGGCGGCGCAUUUGGCGGCCAAGCUCGAAGGCUACGAUGUCUUGGAGAGCAAUGCUAGUGAUACACGAAGCAAGAAACUCGUCGAGACCGGGGUUAGCGAUGUCAUGAACAAUACUUCUUUGCUAGGAUUCUUCGCCGGAGAUGGCAAAUCCGUGGAUAACGCCAAGAAAAAGAUUGUUCUCAUCAUGGAUGAGGUUGAUGGCAUGUCGGCUGGUGAUCGCGGAGGGGUUGGCGCCCUGGCCAAAUUCUGCAGGAAGACGGAAGUGCCAUUGAUCCUGAUCUGCAACGAGCGUAGAUUGCCAAAGAUGAAGCCCUUCGACCAUGCUGCGUUUGAUAUUAGAUUCAACCGUCCGACGGUCGAUCAAGUGCGCUCCCGCAUCAUGACAAUCUGCCACCGAGAAGGCCUCAAACUGCCACCGCCAGUUGUCGACGCUCUCAUUGAAGGAAGCAACAAGGAUAUCCGCCAGAUCAUUAACAUGAUUUCCACAGCGAAGCUUGACCAAUCAUCGAUGAGUUUUGAUCAAAGCAAAGCCAUGUCUAAAGCAUGGGAAAAGCAUGUCGUCCUGAAGCCGUGGGACAUCUGCCAGAAGAUGCUUGGCGGUGGACUCUUUGCCCCUGCGAGCAAGGCAACCCUCAAUGACAAGAUUGAACUCUACUUCAAUGAUCAUGAGUUUAGCUUCUUGAUGAUUCAGGAAAAUUACCUCCGCACCAAGCCCAUGGCCGUGGGUGCCAAUGGAUACACCGGUCGAGAAGCCACUUUAAAGGCACUUGAGCUCUUUGACCAAGCUGCGGAGAGUAUCAGUGAUGGUGACCUAGUGGACCGUAUGAUCCACGGGCCACAGCAGCACUGGAGUCUGAUGCCUACGCAUGCUAUUUUCAGCACUGUAAGACCUGCCAGCUUCGUCGCUGGCCAGCUGAUUGGAUCUAAUUUCACUUCAUGGCUUGGAAACCACAGCAAAGCUGGAAAGCUGGGUCGAUAUAUUCGAGAAAUUCACUCUCACAUGCGACUCAAGUCGUCUGGCGAUCAUACUGAGGUCCGACAAGAGUAUCUACCUCUGAUGUGGUCCCAAACAGUUGAUCGGCUGCAAAAAGAAGGCGGUGAAGCCGUAGGAGAGGUGAUUGACCUGAUGGAUAGCUACUAUCUCACCCGAGAGGACUUUGACGCCAUUCAAGAGCUGGGAGUUGGUCCUAUGAGGGAAGAAGAUGUCAAAAUCGAAACCAAGACAAAAGCUGCCUUUACUCGAACAUACAAUUCCAUGAACCACCCACUACCAUUCAUCAAAGCUAGCAAUGUGCUGGCACCAAAGAAGCUCGCUAAGGAGGCGCCAGAUUUGGAAGAAGCCAUUGAAGAAGCAGAUGAUGCUGAGGUGUUGGAGGCUCCAGAUGCCGAAGAAGAUGACGACAUCGAUUUCAAGAAGGACAAAUACAUCAAGCAACCAAAGGCCAAGAAGCCAUCAAAGAAGGCUGCGAAAGCCCAGACCGCAGAUGACGAAGACAGCGAGGAAGCCAAGCCAAAAGGCCGCUCCAAGGGCAAGCCUGCUGCAAAAGGAAAAGCAAAAAAAUAAGAUGCGAGCAUAGGUGACUUAUCACCAGCCAGUCCCAGGCGUGUAAAAUAUGUUUCUUUAUCAAGACGCGAAUGUAAUGUUGACCGGCGGUCGUCGCAUGUAUAAAAAGAAAAGAAGAAAUGGAACUCCAAGGCAGUACGGCAGUCUGCAAAACAUCAACUUAGAGGAGGAAAUAUUUGCUUUCAUGUCAUUCGAGCAUCAAAUCUUACGACUAUUAAUACUUUAGAAACGGAUUCUGUCAUGGCAGGAUGGGAUGGUAAUUGUAGACAUAGGAAUCAUCCAAAGUCACAAAAAAAAUAUGGGAUGGCAUAGGUAUGCAUUGUUCCGCUUUAAGCGGUUGAUUAGAGGGCGGCUCAUCACCAGAUAGCCGCUUAGAUGACGCAAAGUCGUAUAUACAUGUAUGUUACAUCUGUUCAUACAGAUGAUUCUCUCUCUUUUUCCUCUUCAGUCUCACAUUCAUGUGUCCAACUUUUCUGGAGUGUAACCCAAUUGUAACCCUUUCCCUUCGUCCCUCUUUCUCAAGGUUCUUUUCCCGAACCCAGCAUGCAAUAUGUCAACAUGUUUUUUGUCUUUUCAAAAACCGUCAUCGUGAGAGGAGCAUUAUACAUUUUUUCUGAUUUCGUGACCCAACGCCAAGCCAGCGCAAAAAUUCCGGUAAUAGUACAGGUGAAAGAGGCGUUGCAAUGAUUUAUGUUUCAGAUCAUUUCCAUCCACGCAUCUUUAGGUAUCUUUUUUUUUCCUGUAGAGUUUCUUCUCCUUCUUCUUUCUGUAUGUCUUCGAUUUGGAGUGUCUUUGAAAGAUGACGGUUAGAUGGAGAGAAGAUUUCUGUCUUUUUUAAGGAUAAAGUUUUUUAAGCGUUCUUAACGACGCCGACCUUGGCGGCACGCAGAACACGGCCGUUGAGCUUGAAGCCCUUCUGCUGCACAAAGAAGACGGUGUUGUCCUCCUUGCCGGGCUGGGGGGCCAUGAAGGUAGCCUCAUGCUCGUUGGGGUUGAACUUGACGCCAUCGGGCUCCAGUCGCUCCAGGCCGUGCUUGGCUAGUGUCUGGAUGAGGAUGUUCUCGGUCAUCUUGAGGCCCUCGUAGAAGUUGACCAGCUCCUGGAGGUCCUCGCUCUUGUUCUCGGCCUUGAGCUUUUCCGCGGGGACGGUGGAUAGGGCGCGGUCGAGGUUGUCGACGCUGUCGACGAGGUCCUUUGCGAACUUUUGGAUGGCAAAGUCGCGGGCGGCCUUUACCUCACGUGCUGUGCGGUCCUGGAGGUUGCGGAAGUCGGCGACGGUGCGAAGGCAUUUGUCCUUCCAGUCACGAGCCUCAGCAUCCUUGGCCUCGAGAUCCUUCUUCAGCUGAGCGACAGCGUCAGCCUCGCCGUUUUUCUCUCCCUCCUUGGCCUCAGCCUUUUCCUCGGCCUUGGGAGCCUCCUUGGACUCGGUAGACUCCUUGGUUUCGCUGUACCACCGGCUGGCGGCAGGCUGGAAUGAUCUUAUUGAGACGGCAGGAGC
Molecule: messenger RNA, 5412 nt
Organism: Trichoderma atroviride IMI 206040
Lineage: Eukaryota; Fungi; Ascomycota; Sordariomycetes; Hypocreales; Hypocreaceae
Source: RefSeq, a predicted model, not a curated record